AGAGAAGACCUUUUUUUACCAAAUGAAAAUGAGACUAUAUCAGCCUAUGGGGAGAUGGAAUCAAGUACUAGCAAUAUUUCAAACAAUACAAAUGUGGAUAUUUUAAGACACUCUACAAGAAAACAUAAAA
Molecule: messenger RNA, 130 nt
Organism: Entrophospora candida
Lineage: Eukaryota; Fungi; Glomeromycota; Glomeromycetes; Entrophosporales; Entrophosporaceae
Source: the annotation of a GenBank genome assembly